Messenger RNA from Desarmillaria tabescens, 633 nucleotides. RefSeq lists its product as uncharacterized. The coding region runs from base 1 to 633 and encodes 210 amino acids. The transcript has 6 exons. NCBI's taxonomy places the organism in Eukaryota, Fungi, Basidiomycota, Agaricomycetes, Agaricales, Physalacriaceae. The record is from RefSeq and is a predicted model, not a curated record.
AUGGCGACAGGAAAUGCAAAAGUGCAAGCUAUCCUCACUGAUAACAGAAAAGGUGAAGAAUCUGCCUCGCUAUCUGAAAAUAACAUGAUGGCUCAUGUUGCCGAGGCUGCCCAAAUUUCUUUUAACAUGUACCAAAUUAGAGAGGAUCCAGAAUUCCAUGAAAGCGCUAAGUGCAAGUGCAGUCAUUCAGUCUCAAGCUCAGAAGCCAGCACAACCUCGAGUCAGCUUUCCUGGUAUCCUCCGCCAGUCACUGAAGAGGCCUUCAAGCAUCUGCUUAUCUAUGGACCUCUUGAUGAUCUCCAUGAUGCUGAAGAAGCAUUUGCACUGCUCCUUGGCUUUCAAGGGUCUGGACCAGACUGCUGUCCCCAUCUUGAUGCAAUGCAGCCAUUUCACUGUAUUGCCAGUCGCCAUCAUGAUUGGCUUCACUUCAAGAAGCAUGCAGGCGAUGAUAUCAAGAAUCCAUUCAGAAAAGGUCCUGUCUUCCAUUCCCCACCACAUUCUCAUCAAGAAUAUCAGCCGGUGGAGGAUGCUGGUGAUGCCUGGAAGGAAUUGCGUUCAAGGUGGACAAAGGAGGCUGAGAAUGCAGGCGAUGAUGACAUGGAUUUUGGUCUAAAUGUAUCAAUUACAAUAUAA